CACACGUUUCACAUAAAUAUUUAGAAGUAUUUAACCAAAAAAAAAUUUUCUAUCAUUUUCGAAAAUUUUUUAAAUUCUUAAAAACAAUGUGUCUUGAAUAUGUUAGUUUUAAAUUAUUAAAAUUUCCAGUGCAACAUUAAACUUCUGUACAUUUUAUUCGUCGAAAAAUGUAUAUUUAGCUAUAUAUAAUAAAUACUGUUAGGUUAUUGUAAAGUGUCAAAAUACAAAAAAUAAUUGUGCUUUAUAUACAAAAAUAAUGGAGUUUGCAGACAUUAUUUCAGUUCAUCAAGUUGACAAUGUCACAUUGACAGAUAAAACUGAUGAGAACAGGAAAGGAUUUAGUUUAGAAGGCACUUUAUGCAUAACUGGACAUCAUUUCAUUCUGUCAUCCAGACAGGAAGAUCGUCAAGAACUUUGGUUACUUUACCGGAACAUCGAUGUAAUGGAAAAGAAAACUUACAAUCAAAUGGCGGGAGGAAGUAUUAUUUUUAAAUGCAAAGAUUUUCGCAUUCUACAACUGGAAAUAAGUUCUAGUGAUGACUUAAACAACGUAGUACAAUCUUUAGAAAAACUUCUAUUAUUAGGACAAACAUCGCAAUAUCCCUUUUUUUAUAGACCACAAGUGAUUAAUAAUACAAAGGCACAAGUUGAGGAUGGAUGGACUGCUUUUGUGCCCGUUUCCGAAUGGUCUAGAUUAUUAGCUGCUCAUGCAGACGAAUGGCGCAUUAGUUAUUUAAAUCGAGAUUAUAACGUUUGUAGCUCAUAUCCUUCGUCAGUUAUUGUACCUCGUCACAUAGAAGACAAUGUCAUCAUAGCGUCUGCCAAUUUUAGAGAUGGUGGCCGAUUUCCUGUUCUUUGCUACAGGCACGAUGGAGGGAGUAUUUUAAUCAGAAGUGGUCAACCAAUGUGUGGAGCUAGUGGGAAAAGAUGUAAGGAAGAUGAAAGACUUUUGAAUGCAGUUUUGGGGCCUGGCAGACGCGGGUACAUAGUAGACACAAGGUCUUCUACGCAAGCUCAAAGUGCUAGAGCUAGAGGUGGCGGAACUGAAAUGGAUGCCGCCUAUCCACAGUGGCGAAAGGUCCACAAACCCGUUCAACGACCAAGUGAUUUAAUGGAUAGUUUAAGUAAAUUAAUUGAAGCGUGCACGGACACUGGAUGUACUACUUCUCAGUGGCUUUCGCGAUUAGACAACAGCUCUUGGUUAGCGGCAAUUCAAAGUGCUCUAAACGCGGCUUGUGUAGCUGCGCAAUGCCUUCAUCAUGAAAUUGCGGCAGUUUUGGUGCACGGUAGCAGUGGACGUGAUUCCACAUUAGUGGUGACAAGUUUAACCCAAGUGAUAUUAAAUCCAGACUGUCGAACGGUACGAGGCUUGGAAGCUUUAAUAGAACGAGAAUGGCUUCAAGCGGGUCAUCAAUUUUAUACUCGCACUCGUCAUGGAGCCUUUUUCAAUUCUCAUGGACAAAAUGUACAACAUGCACCAACAUUUUUACUAUUUCUAGAUUGCCUUUAUCAACUGCAUUACCAAUUUCAAUUUAGUUUCGAAUAUACGACUGAUCUACUCGUAGAACUUUUUAAGAACGCCUAUUAUUCUAAUUACGGCACUUUUCUGGGUGAUUCUGAAGUAGAAAGACACAGAUUGAGACUUUCGGAACGCACCUUCAGUUUUUGGUCACAUAUUAAUCAGCCAGAGAUUCUGGGAAAAUGGUUGAAUCCACUUUAUGAACCGAAUGCUGGUGUUAUUUGGCCAAGCAUAGCUCCAAUUAGUAUUCAACUUUGGAAGGAAUUGUAUUUGGCUCAUACAAGUGCUGCGCCAUGGACGGGAAUGUUGCAGUGCGUUAAGGACGUGAAACAGAAUUAUGUUGGUGUUCGUAAAAUUGCCGGACAGCUUCAAAGUCAAAUUAGACGUAUUUUAGAUGAGAUCAAGUCUGAUUCGAGUGUUUCUGUUAAUUCGGAUAAUCAGGAUGAACACACUCGAAUGGCGCACUUGAAUCUCGAAUCUCAAAGCACUUGAUAAACACUCCUACUGGAAUCCAUUAUUGUAAUUAAUAUUUAUUCUUCAGUAUGCAUUUUUAAAAAUACUCUUAUAAAUCAAGAAGAAUAGAACUAAAAAGAGCAUAUCUUAAUGUAUUGAAGAGUUUUUUUAAUAAGAACGUUAGUACUCUACAUAGAAAGACCAGUAGGUUCAAAUAAAAAUGAGAGUCUACCUUGUUAAUAAAACUUUGAAUAAAAUUAAAUACACAACUAUAGUUGACGCGAGAAAAUGUCAAACUAUUUUUAAAAAUUUGCACAAUGGUCUGAAACUCCAAUUUAGCUGAACAAAACCUUAAAAAUUACAGAUUAUAAAUUACAAGCUUUAUUUGCAAAAUAGUUAAUUGGAUUCAUAAUACACACAGUAAUGCAUUUAAAUACGACAAUUAAUUACUGAGUAAGGGCUAUUGCAGUUAAUAAAUACAAAUCUGAGGCUAGUUUUCGAAAAUCGAAAAU
Leptopilina heterotoma is the source of this 2484-nucleotide messenger RNA. Its product is annotated as myotubularin-related protein 9. The transcript has 7 exons. NCBI's taxonomy places the organism in Eukaryota, Metazoa, Arthropoda, Insecta, Hymenoptera, Figitidae. Bases 257 to 2011 code for a protein of 584 amino acids. The record is from RefSeq and is a predicted model, not a curated record. Gene Ontology annotation, biological process: negative regulation of autophagy.